UGAGCGCCAAUAAAAGCCGCGGAGCGACUGAGAAACCCCUACAGAUAGGCAACAGCAGCACGUUUGAUGCUCGGUUUUGCUCCAGGCUUCGCAUCCGGACCGACCGGCGCCAUGCAAAUUCAGAGCAACAUUCAGAGUGUCAAUUCGAUCUUCGGGUGCAACGCGUCCGGCCACAGUGGCAUCAAUCAGCUGGGCGGGGUCUACGUGAAUGGGCGACCGUUGCCGGAUUCGACGCGCCAGAAGAUCGUCGAGUUGGCUCACUCGGGAGCUCGGCCCUGUGACAUCUCACGCAUCCUGCAGGUUUCUAAUGGAUGCGUGAGCAAGAUUCUGGGUCGCUACUACGAAACGGGAUCGAUCAAGCCGAGGGCCAUCGGAGGCAGCAAGCCCAGGGUGGCCACAGCUCCGGUUGUCAACAAGAUCUCGGACUACAAGGCCGAAUGUCCGAGCAUUUUCGCCUGGGAAAUUCGCGAUCGACUUUUGUCUGAAGGCGUUUGUAACAAUGAUAACAUUCCUAGCGUAUCUUCCAUCAAUCGAGUUUUACGCAAUUUGGCCUCGAACAAGGAAACUUCAACACCCAGCAACGAAACGGUCUACGAGAAGAUCAAACUCUUCAACAACACCAGCAGUCACUGGACCUGGUGCCAGAACAUCGGAGGCGGACAGUUCAAUUUUAGCUCACAUCCCAUUUCGCAUCUGUCGCUCAAAAGUCCCACGGAUCAACCACAACCACAAUCGAAACCAGGUGAAGACAUGUCGGACAAAUACUCAUCCGAGGACGACGAAGAUUCUGAGCUAAGGCUGAAGCUGAAGCGCAAACUGCAACGUAACCGGACUUCUUUUACCAAUGAGCAGAUCGAGAACCUGGAAAGAGCAGAAUUCGAGCGGACUCACUAUCCGGAUGUGUUUGCCAGGGAGCGGCUUUCGGAGCGGAUCCAGCUACCGGAAGCCCGGAUACAGGUAAUGUUGGUUGUUGGCUUUGGUUGAUCGCGAUCGUAUCCGUGGUCCAGGUAAGGGAUCCGGAGAUUAACGAGGUCGUUCAACAGGUAAUUGAUGAGUUUCAAUGUUUUCUCCGACAAACUGACAAAGGUUUUUAUCAAAAGGUUUUUUUUUAUCGAUGUUUCAACCGUAUAGAAUGUGUCCUUUUUCGAAAAUACUUCUAUUCAACAGAGUUUAUUUAGGUUGGCUGUGACCCCGGCAGAAGGUUUCUACAAUGGAGCAUGAAGAUUCUACUUUUUGGUAAAAUAAAUAGUUGCAGGUUUCAUCUAUAUGUUCA
Messenger RNA from Uranotaenia lowii, 1273 nucleotides. It is a transcript of the gene toy, whose product is annotated as paired box protein Pax-6. NCBI's taxonomy places the organism in Eukaryota, Metazoa, Arthropoda, Insecta, Diptera, Culicidae. Gene Ontology annotation, molecular function: RNA polymerase II cis-regulatory region sequence-specific DNA binding; DNA-binding transcription factor activity, RNA polymerase II-specific. The record is from RefSeq and is a predicted model, not a curated record. Bases 67 to 984 code for a protein of 305 amino acids. The transcript has 5 exons. Gene Ontology annotation, biological process: anatomical structure development; regulation of transcription by RNA polymerase II.